This is a messenger RNA of Hermetia illucens (black soldier fly), 2248 nucleotides long. RefSeq names its product GRIP and coiled-coil domain-containing protein 1 (gene GCC88). NCBI's taxonomy places the organism in Eukaryota, Metazoa, Arthropoda, Insecta, Diptera, Stratiomyidae. Bases 150 to 2141 code for a protein of 663 amino acids. The transcript has 3 exons. Gene Ontology annotation, cellular component: Golgi apparatus. The record is from RefSeq and is a predicted model, not a curated record.
UUGCUCUCAGUCUUACGUCUCACCUGUGUAAAUUGUUGACGUCUUAAAGUUUCUUAUUUGUGAGUUUCCGCGGUGAACUCGUAAUGUUUUGUAAAAUAUGAUGUUUUCAUCUACUUCCUUGACGAUUGCCACUGCUUAGUUUUGGUGAAAUGGAUCGCAGCAAGAGGGACUUGGAGUCUCUUGUCGUAACGCAGAAGGAGCAACUUUCACGAUAUGAAACAAGGCUUAAAGAUGUUGUCACGGCAUACAAGGGUCUGCUAAAGGAAAAGGAAGCUCUGGAAGCUAGCCUUGCAGCACUGACCUCAAGCAAAGCUAAGUCCGACGAGACUCCACAAGUUAGUACAGCCGACAAAACAAACACCGCUCCAUCACAAGAUGCCGCUUCCAGUGGCGAAUUACAGCUUCAAAUUGCCACGCUAAUGAACUCUCUUGCCACUCUAUCAGCAGAGAAAUCUCGUAUGGAGUCAUCAUUUCAAGCCGACAAAAAGCAAUUGCGAGCAGAAAUUGCCCAGAAAGAUGCAGCAAAUAAAGAAUUACUCGAACGUACAAAUGAACUUCGCAGACAACAUCAAAUUGAAAUCGAGGGAAUGAAAUCGAAAAUCAUAGUGGAACGACAUGAGCGCGAAAAAGAAAGCAACAACCACAUGGUGAUGAUUCGUGAACUUCAGAAACUUUAUGCUGACGAACGUCAUUUAAAAGAAAACCUUGAAAUGCAAUUGAAUGAUCUUAAGAGUCAGUUUUCUUCUACUGGCUAUGCAGAUACUAAAGUGAAAGAUCUGCAAAAAGAGCUUCAUGAGGCUAAGGAGAAAUUGAAAAAAUAUGAAAACAAAAAAAUGAGUCCGGCUCCGGAGAAUUCGAACAUUCUGCAACAGCUACAAAAUGAAAUGCAACACUUAAAACAACAGCAUGCCAUUGCCAUCAAGUCUGAACAGAAACGAGCGCUUGUGGCUGAAGAGCGAAAUAAAAAACUUGCUGCUCUCCAUGAGGACCGUGUUGCGAACUUAGAAGCUCGCCUUGCGGAAUUAUCAAGUACGGUUGGCACCUACGACCGGCUUCGACAGCAGGAUCAAGAAAACAUUCAAAAAUUGAAGGAUAAAAUUGCGCAGCUGGCUACUGUUACCGAGAAUGACAUUCCACCAACCCCAUCUCCGAAACGUGGAGUGGCAGACAUUGUUGACGAAAUCCAGCAAUUGAAGAAAAUUCUUCUUAUCGAAAAUGCCAGAAGCCAGAAUCCGAUUGAUAUCAACAAAAUUUUCAACACAGAUACAGACCACUCUCAUUGCUUGGAAGACUAUAACAAAAUGCAAGUCGAACUUGAUGCAGUGAAGAACGAGAACAAGGACCUGGCAAAUUCCGUUGAGACACAGAAAAAUCACAUCAAGACCCUUCAAGAAAAAGUCAAAGUUUUGAAUCGGAAUAUCGACGACCAAGAAGCCGAAUUAAAAGCACAAGCGGAUCGAAUCGUCCACGCUGUUAAAUCCGAACGAAGUAAAUGGAAAGAAUCGAUUGAGGCUCUAGAAAACGAUUACAGAGGUAAACUGAACAGUCUGGAGCAUCAGCUACAAAAGCAGCGAUCCAGAUCACUUCAACUUCUUGAUGAAAAGGAGAAUGAAAUUCGAGCGCUGAAGACAUCUUUCGAAAUAUUCAUCCCUCAGCAACAAACGAGUGAAACAGUAGAACCCCCCAGUGCCCGGAAAAUUUCUGCAUCACAUUUGAAUGCGGUAUUGAAUUCGAACACACCAGCAACAACAACAACCGCGUCGGCAUCCACUCUUAGUGAGGGCUGCCAUAUUUUGCAUUAUGUGAAUGAGUUAGCUCGAAAAGAUGUUGAGAUAUCGGGAUUGAGGAAAACUAAACAUGCAGCUGAGACAGCUUUGCGACAGGCAUUGCAGGACAAGGUCACGGCACAGGAGGCGCUUAAUGAUAAGAUAAUGAAGUUGGAGCAAGAGGUUGAUAGGCUGGAACGAUGCAAAACCCGUGAAGGAGCCAAUCUGGAGUAUUUAAAGAAUGUCAUUCUCAGUUAUUUAUCAUCGACAGACAAAGAUGGGAAAAAACACAUGGUCAAUGCUAUUGCAGCGGUCUUACAGUUCACAUCUGUGGAAAUGAAAACAAUUAAUAGCUUGCUCUAUAGCAAGAAAUGAUUUAUCAACCGAAAUUAUGUUGAAUUUAUCCGAAAUAUGUAUUAUGUGAUGUAUUGUUAUUCCGAUGUUGGUAGAAGUCUAUGAAUAAAGGGAAAAUUAAAUUGAAA